This is a messenger RNA of Alosa sapidissima (American shad), 1106 nucleotides long. RefSeq names its product ubiquitin domain containing 1a (gene ubtd1a). The transcript has 4 exons. NCBI's taxonomy places the organism in Eukaryota, Metazoa, Chordata, Actinopteri, Clupeiformes, Clupeidae. Gene Ontology annotation, molecular function: protein binding. The coding region runs from base 413 to 1084 and encodes 223 amino acids. The record is from RefSeq and is a predicted model, not a curated record.
AGAGGGGCAGGGCUUAUGUCUGUCAGUCAGGUAGAGAAAUCUGUGUGUGUGUGUGUGUGUGUGUGUGUGUUAUAUUUGCAAGCAGUUAACAGAGGAGGGUAUGUAUGUUUAAUUUGCAAGUGGUUCGAUGAAAGAAGACUGUGUGUGUUAUAUUUGUCAGUGCAGGAGGUGAGAGAUAGAGAGUGUGUGUGUGUUAAGAGGCCGGCUGCAGUGAGGAUAGCUGGGUUCGUCACCUCUCUGCAUCACUGGAAGAUGCCUCUGCACCUGAGUGUCUGACAGCAGGGCACCGUCAGGCGUGUGUGUGUGUGUGUGAGAGAGAGACCUGCAGGACAGGAGUGUGUGUUUUGUUAGUUUGUUUGAAAUCGGAUGUAAGCACCGGCACAGCCACACAAGCUGCUUGGAUACGGUCGUCAUGGGCGUCGCUAACUCAAGAGACUAUCACCCUUCUGUUGCCGUGGUGCUAAAACGACGUAACGAGCCCCUGAAGAAAGAGCGUCCCAAGUGGAAGAGUGACUACCCGAUGACCGAGGGGCAGCUGCGCAGCAAGCGAGAUGAAUUCUGGGAUACGGCGCCGGCGUUCGACGGGCGUAAGGAGAUCUGGGACGCGCUGAAGGCGGCCGCCAUCGCCCUCGAGUGCAACGACCACCAGCUCGCCCAGGCCAUAGUGGACGGAGCCAGCAUCACGCUGCCGCAUGGCUCCCUCACCGAGUGCUAUGACGAACUCGGAAACCGCUACCAGCUGCCAGCCUACUGCUUGGCUCCGCCCCUGAAUCUGGUGUCAGAGCGCAGUGAGAACGAGGGGGCGGAGCCAACGGAACAACAGGUCCCACCCAGGAAGGAGUUCCCACUGAAGGUGCGUCUGUCGUCAGGGCAGGACGUGCGCCUGACGGCCAGCAUGGCGGACGCCAUCGGUCAGCUGAAGAAGCAGCUGCAGGCGCAGGAGGAAAUUGACGUGGCGCACCAGCGAUGGUUCUUCUCUGGAAAGCUGCUGACCGACAAGACGCGGCUGCAGGACACCAAGAUCCAGAAGGACUUCGUCAUCCAGGUCAUCGUCAACACAGCUGCCCCCAUCAUCCCCAAGUAGAGAGAGGGAGAGAGAGAGGGAG